This is a messenger RNA of Sorex araneus (European shrew), 6858 nucleotides long. It is a transcript of the gene FZD4, whose product is annotated as frizzled class receptor 4. Gene Ontology annotation, molecular function: Wnt receptor activity; Wnt-protein binding. The coding region runs from base 180 to 1775 and encodes 531 amino acids. Gene Ontology annotation, cellular component: plasma membrane. Gene Ontology annotation, biological process: non-canonical Wnt signaling pathway; retina vasculature morphogenesis in camera-type eye; canonical Wnt signaling pathway. Lineage: Eukaryota; Metazoa; Chordata; Mammalia; Eulipotyphla; Soricidae. The record is from RefSeq and is a predicted model, not a curated record. The transcript is spliced from 2 exons.
GUCCGUCCGUCGCCGCCGGGGGCUGGGGCCGAGCGCGGACGCGGCGGGCGCGGGGUGCGGGCAGCGUUGCAGCCGUGACCCUCGCGGCCCGCCGCUGCCCGUCGGCGCCCUUGGCGCCCUGUCGCGCUCCGUGCCGUACUCCGGGGCUGUCUCCCGCCGCAGCUGGCUGGGCGCUGGCCAUGGGCUGGCCGGGGGCGCCGGGGGGCGCCGGGCCGGCGGUGCUGCCCCUGCUGCUGCCCCUGCUGCUGCUCCCGGGGCCGGCGCGCGCCUUCGGGGACGAGGAGGAGCGGCGCUGCGACCCCAUCCGCAUCUCCAUGUGCCAGAACCUGGGCUACAACGUCACCAAGAUGCCCAACCUGGUGGGACACGAGCUGCAAACGGACGCCGAACUGCAGCUGACGACCUUCACGCCGCUCAUCCAGUACGGCUGCUCCGGCCAGCUGCAGUUCUUCCUCUGUUCGGUGUAUGUGCCAAUGUGCACAGAGAAGAUCAACAUCCCCAUCGGCCCGUGUGGGGGCAUGUGUCUAUCGGUCAAGAGGCGCUGUGAGCCGGUGCUCAAGGAGUUUGGCUUUGCCUGGCCAGAGAGCCUGAACUGCAGCAAAUUCCCGCCCCAGAAUGACCACAACCACAUGUGCAUGGAAGGGCCGGGGGACGAGGAAGUCCCCCUUGCACACAAAACGCCCGUCCAGACUGGGGAGGAGUGCCCCUCUGCGGGGACCAGCUCCGACCAGUACAUCUGGGUGAAGCGGAGCCUGAACUGCGUUCUCAAGUGCGGCUACGACGCCGGCCUGUACAGCCGCUCUGCCAAGGAGUUCACAGACGUCUGGAUGGCGGUGUGGGCCAGCCUCUGCUUCCUCUCCACGGCCUUCACGGUGCUGACCUUCCUCAUCGACUCUUCCAGGUUCUCCUACCCCGAACGCCCCAUCAUAUUCCUCAGCAUGUGCUAUAAUAUUUAUAGCAUUGCUUACAUUGUCAGGCUUACUGUCGGCCGGGAAAGGAUAUCCUGCGAUUUUGAGGAGGCAGCAGAGCCUGUUCUCAUCCAAGAAGGACUUAAGAAUACAGGAUGUGCAAUCAUUUUCUUGCUGAUGUACUUCUUUGGCAUGGCCAGCUCCAUCUGGUGGGUUAUUCUGACCCUCACUUGGUUUUUGGCAGCGGGACUGAAGUGGGGUCAUGAAGCUAUUGAAAUGCACAGCAGUUACUUCCACAUUGCCGCCUGGGCCAUCCCUGCCGUGAAGACCAUUGUCGUCCUGAUCAUGAGGCUGGUAGAUGCAGACGAGCUGACAGGACUGUGCUACGUUGGAAACCAAAACCUUGAUGCCCUGACCGGCUUCGUGGUGGCACCGCUCUUCACUUACUUGGUGAUUGGAACUUUAUUCAUCGCUGCAGGUUUGGUGGCCUUGUUUAAAAUUCGGUCAAACCUACAAAAGGAUGGGACAAAGACAGACAAGCUGGAGAGGCUGAUGGUUAAGAUUGGGGUCUUCUCGGUCCUGUACACUGUUCCAGCCACCUGUGUGAUUGCCUGCUAUUUCUAUGAGAUCUCCAACUGGGCUCUCUUCCGCUAUUCUGCAGAUGAUUCCAAUAUGGCUGUUGAAAUGUUGAAAAUUUUUAUGUCUCUGCUGGUGGGCAUCACUUCAGGCAUGUGGAUUUGGUCUGCCAAAACUCUUCACACGUGGCAGAAGUGUUCCAACAGAUUGGUGAAUUCUGGGAAGGUAAAGAGAGAAAAGAGAGGAAAUGGUUGGGUGAAACCUGGGAAAGGCAAUGAAACUGUGGUAUAGAGGCCUUUGCACCUCCACACUCUCCUUGUUUCAAAGGGGUGAUACCAGCAUUUGAGUGCAAGUGCUACUAAAACUCCCACUCAGUGAAUCUCAGUUUGGACAAACUAGCACUCGUAGGUGACUUCCAUCACUCGUUGUCACUCCCGAUCCCCAAUGCAGCAUCAUAAAACUAGUGAUUUUGCUGCAGACUUUGAAACAAUCCCAAAUGCAAAAGCCAAUUAGAGGCUUUCGAAGCUGUGAAAAAUCCAAAUGUUGAUCACUUUAGCAGCUUGGAGCAUGAGGUCCUGCCUGGAUUCUGAAAGCUCCGGCCGGCACUGCUUCCCCUGCGCCUGGGGUUAGAACUUGAGCUGGCAGUUUGCAGGGAGAAGAACGAUUAACUUUUUUAACCCUUUAAAAAUUUAAAAACUAACUGGGACUUUCAGAUAGCAAAGCGAUCUAUAAACACUGGAAAUGCUAGGUUCAGAGAAGUGUUAUGAGACUUUUAUAGUUUGGCUGAUCUAACAUAAACAUUUUCUGUGGCACACUCUGCUGUUUAGAACUUUGUGAUUGCUCUCCCAAGAGGUGGUGUCAGAAUCUUUCAGUGCCUUUGUCAUAAAACAGAAUUGUUUGAACAAACAAAAGUACUGUACAAACACAUAGAGGUAUUCAGUGGGCUUUUGUUUCUCCUCACUUUUUUCUUAAAUUUCAACAUCUCUAUUCUGGGCUGCUGCUGCUUUCCUCAUUUUAUAUUAAUGACUCAAAAAAGGUAUUUUUAUAGGGUUUUUUGCACUGCAGCAUGCCUAAUGAGGGGGGAAAGGAAGGGUGAUUUCACUUAAAUUAGAAGAAAAUGAGAUUUUUUGACAAUCACUUUCUGACAAUCACUUAAAUUAGAAGAAAAUGAGAUUUUCCAAGUGGACUUACCUUACCGACCCCUGAGACCUGUUGCAUUGAGCAACAGGGACUUAAUAGAUUUGACUUUGUGUGAUUGCAUCUAUGAGACGCCAGUCUGGAAGAGCUGAAAUGUUAAGUUUCUUGGCAACUUUGCGUUCACACAGAUUAACUGUGUAAUUUGUGUGUGUCAAUUACAAUUAAAAGCACAUUCUUGGACCAUGACAUAAUAUACUCAACUGACUUUAAAACUCUGGUCAGCUUGCAUUCUCAGAACGAUAGUGCCUUAUUUUCCUUUUACAUAAGAAUGUUAUCAGCGCCUGGUCUAUUGCUACCAUGGAGACUUUCUCAGUUUUGUGGAAGGGUCUAAGGGGAGGGAAGCCAAGCACCCAGUGCCCGGUAAUUGUUGCUGAGGGUUCGGCAAAGCCUUUUGUGAGAUCUCGUUUGGAGGUAGCCUGGCCUGGACUGUUUAUAUAAUGCGUAAUGGAUCUUCAGAAUGCCAGCCAGAAACCUGAUGGUGAGGAGGGAAUAAACUUGUGGACUUAUGGACUGCAAAACUCUUCGCAGCACAGGUCUUAAUUGUGAUUUGCUUGGAGUGGUAUCCGAAGCAUUUAAGCUUUAUACUUAGUGUUUCUCUUGUGAAACUGAAGUGCCUCUUGCCUUUCCUCCAAAGCUGCUGUUCUUUUUACAGCAGUAACUGGCCCCUUCUCUGACCUUCGCUCAUCAGAUCUCUGGGGCAGAUUGGUGAAGACAUCCUGGGCUGCUCUGCUUUGUAACUCAUACCUGUUUUUGCUUCGGCAACUACUUUGCAGUGACUCUUUUCAUUAUUUGCUCAUGCCUUCUCCCCACCUGUCCCCUGCCCCUUUAAAACAGGUGGGAAAGUGCUUAUCACACUUUUUUUGUGGAAAAUUUUUUUUCCAAGGAUUCAAAAUAGGUGAUCAAGUUCUGGAAGUAAUAAGCAUGUCUGUCUCUGUCUGUCUCUGUCUCUGUCUCUUUCUCUGUCUCUCUCUCUCUUUCUCUCUCUCUCUCUCUCUCUCUCUCUCUCUCUCUUUCUCUCUCCCUCUCUCUCUCUGUUUCUUAUGUGAACAUUUUGCCCAUGGUUUGGUAUUUUCCUUCUUUCUUUCCCGAGUUUUCACAUGGUUCUUGAGUUGUCUGAGAUAAAGAUAUACUUUGAGGCAAAUAUGAAGUUUGGGGCAUGUUUUGGAAGGGAAAGUCUUACGGGGGGGUUUGAAACAGAGAAGAGUGGGUCUGGGUGACCCUGGCUGUGUGUGUUGACCGCAGGGACCUUGGCUGGAUUCUGGGCCAGGGCUCCAGGAGCAUGAGAACUGAGCCCCCGAAGGGCCAGUUGAAUUCCAUCUGCGACUCCAUCGGCACUGACGUGUGGGACGCGCCCUCCCUGCGCUGCUCUGCUGCGUUCCCACACUGCUCAGGCUGCACAGGCAUCGGGGCCAGGGCCUGCCCUUACUCACGCUCUGGCCGGUGUCUUGGGACUUGUGCAGAGACACUGGCCAGGAAAGGGAAGGACGACUGUGCAGGGCUGCGGGCCUUGCCUGUGCGGUAUAGGGCUUUACCCUGUCACUUCUGUUGUAAGUUCCAGGGAGUGUGUAAACAGGCAGCUUAGUGGGUGGCUGGGCUCAGAGUCUGUUCUCGGUGAGUGAUGAGGUAGUAAUGACAGCCCACACCUGAGCUCCAAACCUCUGCCCUGACCGCCUCUGGGUUUGGCCUGUCUUUUCACGAACUCUUUCUCCUAGGAAGGUUUGUUACAUUGCAAGUGAUUGUGAUGUCACUGUAGACUGGAUUAGCAGUCUUAGCAAUGUCUCCAGGUCUGGGCCUCUCCUUUAUAGUGGUGACAGUGGAGAGUGUUGACGGCUUCAGGAAGGAGCUUGUGACUAAAGACUCAGUGCCUGUGUCUGCGAGCAGCUACAUCACCUCUUUUGCUGGCCUGCCUUCCUUCCUUCCUUCCUUCCUUCCUUCCUUCCUUCCUUCCUUCCUUCCUUCCUUCCUUCCUUCCUUCCUUCCUUCCUUCCUUCCUUCCUUUUUCUUUCUUUCAUGCUUGCUUGUUGCUUGCUCUUUCUUUCCCUCCCUCCCUCCCUCCCUCCCUCCUUUCCUUCCUUCCUUCCUUCCUUCCUUCCUUCCUUCCUUCCUUCCUUCCUUCCUUCCUUCCUUCCUUCCUUCCUUCCUUCCUUCCUUCUUCUUUCCUUCUUGGUCAAUCAUUGUCACAUCUCUUGAGUGCUAAUUGUGUUAAGGCCUGCCGCAGGUACCUGAGAGGGUGUCAUGGAGGAUAAACUCUGUUCUUCUAACCAACUCAUCCUUAGGGUGCUUCUGUGUCUGUUGAACUUUGCUGUUGGUUUUGGGGGAGGUGCAGGGACCUCUGAAUUCUUUUAUACUCUCUCACUAAGUCUCUUCAGGAUAUUAUCUUUCAUUGAUGUGUCUCUCAUCCCUCUCCCAGUUCAUUCCAGGGAUUUUGACAGAAAGUACCAGUUCUACGUUUUUAUGCUCUCUUUAUGGAAAAUCCUAUGGAAGACUGAAAAUCGCCUCUAAAACAUGAACUCCUGCGUCUAAUGUAGCCUUGGAGGCAGACAGUUCAGGGCUUGAGGUGGCCCGUGUACAUUUUGCAGGUGAAGUUGGACUCAGGAAAAGAUGAGGAUUUUUUAAAAAAAAUCUCUCUUACGUGGGUAGAUACGUGUUUGUGUCAGUGGUCAAACAUCCACUAGCCUUCAGAGAUUCUACUCAGCAGGGCACAAGAGCACUUCCUCUCUGGCACGUGCCUUCCCCUUCUUCGCAAAGGCCAGCGCUUGGCAGGGAAACGGGCUGGGUAGGAACUAGCCGGAGCCCUGUGCUUGAACUGCUUGCUUGACUCCUGUCCUCUUCCUUGGUAGAGACCCAUUUCCUGGUCUCUGAGUGGCUUCUUCGAUGGCAGCUUACUUGGAGACCUGGACCAAGAGAAGGGGGACAGUUUGUCUGAGCAGGCUUUGACCGCCCUCCCCAGCUCCUCUCCCUGCAGUCCUGGCUGUGUGCUCUGGACUGUGCCUCUGCACCACCCCUGCCUCUGUCCUUCUGGGCUCCUUUGAGCCUUCUGGCCACUGAGAGCUGUGCUCGUUGUUCUGGAAAUGAAGCUAAGAGGGACUCUACUUGGAGAGCAGGGUGAGAUGGCGGGAGUCCAGCCUGGGGAUCCGUCUGGUUCUGGAGAGGGACGGUGCCUCGGAGGAAGGCCCACCUACCCGCGGAAUCUGGUUCUGUAAUGGAGGGAGAGUUGCUGUCCAACCAUGUAGGCCAAGUCACUGGACUCUGAUGGUUUCUUUGGUUCCUUACUGAGCUCAGAGCCCCUGUGUGGGUUUCUGCUGUGUCUGGCAGAGGACACCGCUUACCACUGUUCCUCUGCGCUGAGGUUGCAGAUCUUGGAAAUUCCUAGGAGAACAUUUUGCUCCGACAAAGGAUCAGAUACACUCCUGGGCUGUUUCCUUGGGCCUGGCCAGCGCUUUCUGCUGCUCACGUGGCAUCAUGGCACACUGGAUAGAACUAGGAAGGGGGAGAGACUGGAGCCUGCUUGCCCCCUGGUAGCCCCAUUGUCUGUCUAGGUUAUCCGGUUAUCUCUCUUUGCACUAGAGAAUCCCCAGUGCUCACCAGGGCAGUCGGCCCAGGACUGUUUUGGGUUCUAUAUGAGUCAUGUCCUGAAGCCAUUUUACCUUUCCGAUGCCUGAGUAGUCAUCCCAGAGGCUUCUGGGAGAGGGACAAGGGCACUACACUGCACAUCUGCUUGCGUUCUGCCCUGUAGAUCGCACACUCUCGCUCCAGAACUUUCCCUACCUCACAGGGAUGUUGUGAGACUGUAGAGGGUUCAAGAAUGAAGGCCCCUUGAGCUCUUUCUAUGCAAGGCAAAAUACUUAGCAGACAUGAUUUGUGGGGUAAAGAAAUCGUGAAGGUGUGGCUGUCACACCCUUUGGGGCCCUUGCGUGGAGGCUUAUGUCCCCUUUAGCUCCAGCUACCUUGAGGUCAAGGUCAGAUGUUCCACCUACAGGGAUCAGGCAAGUUCCUGCUUCUCAAUCCCUGGAUGAAUUUCUGAACUUCAGAGGAAACAGACCCUGCUUUUUAAGGAUGUACAAAAGUAUGUCUGCAUUGAUGUCUGUACUGUAAAUGUCUAAUUUAUCACUGUACAAAAGGACUUUGCUAUUUAAUUUUUGUAUUAAAGUGAAAUAAAGUUUGGUUUAUUAACUGG